Anopheles cruzii is the source of this 3619-nucleotide messenger RNA. It is a transcript of the gene Strump, whose product is annotated as WASH complex subunit 5. The record is from RefSeq and is a predicted model, not a curated record. NCBI's taxonomy places the organism in Eukaryota, Metazoa, Arthropoda, Insecta, Diptera, Culicidae. Gene Ontology annotation, cellular component: endosome; WASH complex. Gene Ontology annotation, biological process: regulation of actin nucleation; endosome organization; actin filament polymerization. The coding region runs from base 1 to 3534 and encodes 1177 amino acids. The transcript is spliced from 7 exons.
AUGGCGACGACUACGGAAUUCCUGGCCGAAAACAAUGUUUGCGGGCAAACGAUUCUGCAAAUUGUUGCCGAAGGCAACACCAUCAUUUGUGAGUUGCUGCGCUUGAAGGACUACGUGCCGGAAGUAUUUCACUUAAAAACGAAAGACGAGCAGCAACGGUACGGUGACAUCGUGAAGGACUUUAGCUACUUCCAAGUGGCCGAUUCACAGGAGGCAAAAAUAGAGGCGGACGCCAAACUUCGAGCCAUCGACGAGGAGCUGCGCGAAGGUUGUAUCGUCACGUUAAACCGAUUCUACGUCGUGUUCGAAAGCAUACACAAGUACGUGAAGGACCUCAACACGUUCCUUAGUGAGCUGAAUGGACAGCUUUUUAUACAGCAAUCGAUGGAGAAGGUGUUCCAAGACGAGGAGGGCAAGCAGCUUAUGUGCGAAGCCCUGUACCUAUACGGCAUGAUGCUGCUAAUCGUCGAUCUUCACAUUCCGGGGCUUGUCCGGGAACGUCUGCUCGUAGCUUACAAUCGCUACAGCGCCUUGAAAACCCACAGCGACAGCAGUAUUGACGAAGUGUGCAAACUGUUACGGUCCACCGGUUUCAAUGACGAUGGCACGGCAGGGCGCAAAAUUGCCAACUACCCGGAGGAUUUCUUUGCGCGCGUCCCGAUCAACACUCAAUACAUCGAGAUGGUGAUCGGUCGACUGCGUUCCGACGACGUGUACAACCAAAUCGCCGUUUAUCCCUUGCCGGAACAACGCUCGACAGCGCUCGCCAACCAGGCCGGCAUGCUCUACGUGUGUCUGUUCUUCUCACCCAGCACGCUCCACAUGCAACCGGCGCGGAUGCGUGAGAUUGUUGACAAAUUUUUCUCCGACAACUGGAUCGUCUCCCUGUACAUGGGCAUCACGGUGAAUCUGAUCAAUGCCUGGGAACCAUUCAAAGCGGCCAAAACGGCUCUCACCAACACACUGGACGUGGCUAACCUACGCGACAUCAGCCAACGGCAGAAACAAUCGGUGGAGGUGCUGCUAGGCCGCACGCGUAACAUUCUGCGCGAAGGGAAUCUGACCGAGCAAAAGUUGCUCGAUCACAUGCCGAAAGUUUUGGGACUGGUGCGCGAGUGUAACAUUACCGUACGCUGGGUAAUGCUGCACACGAGCACGGCCACGUUCGAUGCUUCGUCCUCCAAACGCCCUCGUCAGGUGCGCGAGCUGAUCGAGUCCGAACUCGAAUUUAAGAAUGGCGUAACACUGUUCGAACUGCUCCUGAAUACGAGUCAGCUUGAACUGACGGUGCGUGAGGCUCUGAAGCGACUGCUGGCGGAAAAGGAGGUGCGAUGGGAAAACUUUCGGCGCGAAGCGACCGAUCGGAUGGCGGACCUGGCCGAUGCCUUUUCCGGUGUACGACCAUUCGUGAAGACGCGCAAAAAUGCGAGCUUGGCACGCUGCUUCGCCAAUAUGCGCAAAGAAAUCGAAGCAUUGGGACGCGAUGGCCAGCACAUCAACCAGACGGGGCGCACGAUCAUACAGCUGCUGCAGGCUCUGGAGGAAGUCCAGGAGCUACACGAUCUCGCGCGCAACAUGCAAGUGAAGCAACACAUUGUCGAAACGCGUCAGCUGCUGCACGAACUGUUCCACACGAUCGGCAUCAAGGAGAACGAUCUGAUCAAUCUGCAACUGAUCGGUGACUUUAGCUACGCCUGGCGUCUCAUCGACCGUUACACACCGCUGAUGCAGGAGAAUAUCCGUCGCCAGCCGCGGCUCGUGAUCAAACUGCGAUCCACGUUCCUGAAGCUCGCUUCCGCACUCGAGAUUCCGCUUUUACGCCUCAACCAGGCGGAAUCGGCAAACCUUCUGGACGUAUCGCAGCACUACAGCAACGAGUUGGCCAACUUUGUGCGCACCGUCGUACAGAUCAUCCCGGAAACGAUGUUUACCCUGCUGGCGCAGAUCAUCGAGCUGCAGACGAACGUAUUGCGCGAGCUUCCGGCCCGGCUCGAGCGAGAGCGCAUGAAAGAAUAUGCCCAGUUCGAGGAGCGUUUCCGGGUUGCCGAGCUCACGUACACACUGUCCACCUUUACCGAAGGCAUACUGGCCAUGGAAACGACACUGGUCGGAGUAGUGCAGCUCGACUCGAAAGCACUGCUCGUCGAAGGCAUCCGCCGGAAGCUGGUGCAGAGCGUGUCGGAAGCGUUUCACCAGCACAUCGUGUUCAGUGGGAAGCAAAAAGAUGCCCAGGAAUUGACAGGGCGGCUAGAUGCCCUACACAAACUGAUGCACGGCUACCGGCGCUCGUUCGCGUACGUUCAGGAGUAUCUCAACAUUCACUGCAUGCGCAUCUGGCACGAGGAAGUGCAACGUAUCGUGCGCUUUAACGUGGCUCACGAGUGCGCAGCGUUGCGGAAAAACAGGCCAAAAGAAUGGAGUGGCCAACCGGAAGAUGGCAGUCUGGUGCGUAUUCCGGUCUACAACCCGCUCGACAUGAGCUCGGUUAACUGUAUGGGGCGACUGGCGCGCGAAGUACUACGAAUCACCGAUCCAAAGGUCACUCUUUACAUCGACAUCUGCUCGAGCUGGUACGAUACCAAGGUACCGCACCGGUUGCUGCUGACGAACAAAUUUGCUUCCAAAAUCAACGACACCUUCGGUCCGGCCGGAUUGCUGGGGUUGGAUGAAGUGUACGGAGCCAUGAUACGGGCCGAGCUCGAAACACUGCUCACAACCGUACAGCAAAAAGUUGGUCACGAGCACAACUGGAGUGACACUCUGGCGAACAUCAAAAGCGAACUGGAACGGGCGGACGUCGUGGAAAAUCCUGCCAAGGCGUACGCCGCUUUCGGAUCGAGCGUGGCACGGCUUCUGACAGCAAUCAACAUUUGCGACGCGGUGCAAAAGACGGGCCAAAAGCAAACGUUGCGUGCCCACAUUGCGCUCGAGCUGAACUGUAGCUGCAAAAUCAAAGCGACCAAACUAGAAGCCUCGCUGAGGGCGCUAAAUAAGGCCAUUGUUUUGGACUUUAAGCGGCAUCAAAUGGACGAAAGCCACCCGGUACCACCAGCAGAACUAGCUGCCGAACUGAACACCUACCUACGGUACGCCGGGUUGUAUGAUCCGUACCGGAAGGUUUAUUUGGCUCCAUCGGACCGUUCGGCUUCUGGGCGCUUCGUUCCGUUGCUGCUAUUUCUCUUCGUCGUAUCAACGCUGGCCAAGUGGCAGUACCUGGAAAGUGUGGACAGUCUUGUGACACGGCGCAAAAACGACACGCUCGACGGUCACCCGACGGUGGUCGGUGUUCUGACCGUACUCCGGCAGAUGGGGGCGGCCGAGAUGGACCUUUUCCUGCAGUAUCUGUGCCAGUACGUGCUGUCCUUCGUCCAUGCCAAUCUCGAAGCCAAGCAGCUGGUCGGAACGGAGGCCCUGUUUGGGUUACGCUUCCUGGAGAUCUUCAGCAGGAUCGCCGAAAUUCCGCGAAGCUAUCUCGAGCAAUACCUACCGGAAGUCGUAUUGGAUCAGUACAUUCCGCAGGCGGACGGUAAAUGACGGCGGUCACGCUUCUUCCAAUUUUUCCAAUAAAAUCACACAUCGAUUAUUGUACCUGCACUGGGGGCCAAUUGUGCCGUGUAUA